AUGAAAUCGAUAUCGACAUUGGGCAUAUGCUUGAGAGCAUCCCAAAAUUUGGCCAAGACUAGGCCAAUUUCUGUUUUGUCAACAAGAUCCUUUGCAAAUCUCGCCCAAGAUCCUUCAAUUUAUCACUCACUUAGCAUACGGUCAAUUAGACACAAUGGGUUGGAAGCCAGAUAUACAAAUAUUUUGAACCGUAACAUACUUUCAUACAACAACUAUUCUACUACUACAACCCCUCCACCACCACCACCUCCUCCUCCUCCUCCACAUGAUAAAAAUGCUAAAGGAAAAUUCCUUUUUAACAGAAUUGGUAGAGCAUUCACAUUUUCAUUAUCAUCUGUCAUUGUGCUUGGAGGUACAUGUAUAUCUGUCUUGGUGGUUUAUUUGAUUCUUUCCGAGUUGUUUCUUCCUUCUGGAGAUACGAGAACGUUCAACAAAGCCGUCAGGAUGUUAGAAAGUAAUGAGUUAGCACACGAAGCAUUGGAUUUCAAAAAGGGUCAAAGAGUCAAAGCGCAUGGUGAACAACGUGCCGAUAAAUGGGCCCGUAACAGGCCUGCUCAAUCGGUAAGAACUAGAGGUGCUGAUGGCAAAGACUACUUAUUCAUGAAAUUUCAGGUUGAAUCUCCUAGUGGAAAGUACGGUACUGUUACACUUGAACAAGUCGAUAGAACGUUCUGGAGUGCUGAGUUUUUGUAUAUUGCAUUAGAUAUGCCUGGUAAUAAGAGAAUCUACAUCAAAGAACCCAAAUUUCAAUCUAAGAAAUAUGUUCCUAAAGUCGGAAGUCUCAAUAGUAAUGAUGGCUUUUUAGGACUUAAAUGGGGUCCAAAGAAAGACGAUUAG
Messenger RNA from Debaryomyces tyrocola, 837 nucleotides. The record is from the annotation of a GenBank genome assembly. NCBI's taxonomy places the organism in Eukaryota, Fungi, Ascomycota, Pichiomycetes, Serinales, Debaryomycetaceae.